CAACUCAUGUCUGUGCAUGGACGACAAACGUAGGAACGUAAUAAAUCGGUGUCUCCUAGGAAAUAUUAUUGAUGUCUUAGAAACUUCAGGACGAGCACUAUAUUCAUUAUGUUGAGUGUAUGAAAUAGAAGUAACGACGUGCAAUAAAGUAUACGUAAAAGAUGUUAUCAAGUACGGUCCAUUGUGGAACUCGGGAUGGCCAUGGAUGCUAAGGACUCGCGGGCUGAGGCAGCGCUGACGGAACGUAGCAACGAUGGCGGCGCUAAGUUCGCGCUCCAGUACGACAGGAGCAAGAGUCACGACGUCGGGUCGAGCGCAUUCAAGGGGGACACGGCGGGCGUGCGCCCGUGCGCCGUCAUAGGCCCCGACCGCGUCGUCCCGCCCUCGCGGGACGGCCCCAAGAAGGCCCCGGCCGAGCCAUGGCUCGCUCCCGACCCCGUCUACCGGCGCCUCCCUGACUACCCUUACAAGAUGCCUGACCACCAGGACCCCACUAGAAACAUAUCACCGAGACAAACAUUCCAAGAAAAUAUGCAGCGUAUUAUCAUGCCACCUGGAUAUAAUUCGACUAAACUGCAUGAAGACUCCCCGUUUGCAUCAAAGAAUACAAAAUUAAAUGUGCCCUCAGAGGUAAAGUAUUGUGAAGUGCCUUAUAAUAUUAAUCAAGUAGGUAGUGACCAAAAACAUAUUAGGAAUACUGAUCAUAGUGCAUCAAAUGUAAACCCAAUGCUUAUGAGAGGAGUUCCUCAUGGGUGGCCUACCAGUAGUGUACAUAUACGCCCACUGAGGACAUAUGGUGCUCCAGAAGUGCUGCCCUAUGCAGAUUAUGCUAACUGCACCGGUCCUCGGCCAGUGCUUACCAGGACUCAUGAAGAACCACUGUAUCCGGAUCCCUAUUACCAUGAGAGCAACAUCCGCUUCAAGCCAUAUCCCAACAUCAAGGAGAGAUACCCUCAGAGCAGGUAUGAAUAUCUAGGAAACUACCCAAGUCCUUACCAUCCCCCCAAUCCCUAUGCCCAUAAAUAUGAAUUACCAAAGACAAUGCCACCUCACUCAUAUCCUGGCUAUCCCCAAGUACCCAAAUAUACUGAAAGGAUACCUGAGCCUCUUAUGGAUGGUUACCAAAGGACCCUUAAUCAACAAGGCAAUUAUGGUGUUCCCAUGCGCAACCCUGUUAUUCAUUCUUCUUAUAGACCUGUUUCUGGGAACCACAUGCAAAGUAAAAUGAACUCAUACCCACCAGAUGGUCAACAUAAACCAGUUCCAAACAAGCUGCCUUAUGACCCAACAAGUAAGAUGUACCUUGAUUAUGAAACUCGUUCAAAGGUAUUGCCCAUGCCUGAUAAUUAUUAUCUUAAUGAGGUGCCUAGGCCAUAUCAUCCAAAAAAUACUAUUGUUGUACCAAAUUUUGCUUCUUCAAACAUGCAUGGAGUGAAUGCUCAUCCAUAUUAUAUUAAAGAAAAUAUGUCAUUAAAAAAUUAUGAAUACCCUCGAUAUAAAAACAUGGAUCCAAAUAUGAUCAAUCAUUCCCUAACAAAACUACCAGCUCAAUUUUCACCCAGUACCUUAGCAAUAUCACCGGCCGAUUCAAAUGCUAGCAAUGAAACAGCACUGACUCAUGGCACUUCUCAAGAAGACUGUGGUUAUGUAAGCCAAUCCUCAGUAACAAGUGUAAGAAGUAUAGAGAGUCUAAACAGAAUUCCUAUGGAUCCCUAUGGUAGAUAUGACUACAGAUAUGGUCCAAUAGUAAGAGCUUCCCCACCAACAAAACCAGAUCCCAGCAGUAAUCAAGGGUCAAAAUCGAAAAAAGAUAUAAGACAAUUUAUAUCAUCAUGGAGUGAAGGAGAUGAUGAAAAUGCUGAAAACAGUGCUAAGAGAGAUGGUGUUAAGAAUGUUACUGAUGAUAAGCAUGCUUUUAAUAAGCAAUAUGAAAGUGUUAACAAUCAGGAACAACUCUAUGUUCUUGGAUUAGUCAAUGUCCCAAGUGAAGAGCUCAGCAAAUAUGAACAUAUUCAGAAAGUAUCUAAAUUACCAGAAAAUAUCAAAGGCUAUAAUAGUCUUGAAUUGCUCAAUCAAUUUGAAGAAGCUAUAGAAUCUUCAAAUAUGGCCAGUGUUAAACCACCUACACCAAGGACAAUACAAAUGCCUUUGAAAAGUGUGCCACACAAACAUGAGCCAAUUCCUCGUCCUUUGUCACCUUUAGAUGUUGAAGCUAAAAUCAGUCAAUCUGUUAUACAUAAAGAAGUUGGCUGCAAUUUCGAAAUUAAGCCAUGUAGCCCCAAAAUGUUGAAUGUUGAGGUUGCUACACCCAUGCAGAUGCUCAAUGAAAGAGUUAUUGAAAAAGUGGCAAAUCCACAUAAUGUGAAGUCACAGUCAAUAUUACAAGCUGUCGAUGAAAAUUUAGAUCACACUUUAGGGAAACAAACAAUGAAAUGUCCCAUACCAAAUACAACAUCCAGCUGUAAAAUGAUAAACAGUCAACACCUACCUAAUUCACCUACCAUUGAUCACUUAAAAACAAGUUAUACAUUACACGAUUUAGAAAGUAAUUCAGGUGUAUGUUUGGCUUCUUUACCCAGGCUAGACACAGAUAUAGAAUUGAAUUUUCCUGAAGUAAAUCAACAAUUUAUUAACGCUAACAAAACAGAUUCUGUCAUAACUGCAUCUUUCCCAAAAGAUCUUCCUACUUUGGAUAUUGAACGGUCUGCUAUGGCUACAGAAUGUGAUAUCAAUUAUCAAUAUUCUCCUAAAACGGGAACUGAAACAGAUUUUUCCCGAUUGAGCAAAUACAGAAAAUUAAAAAGAUGUGUUCCAGAUGAGAAUGAUACAGCUUCAGCGAAAGUUCAAGCCACAAGAGUAGAUAGCGUAAUUAUAAAAAAUCCGGAUAACACAAGAAGCCUUGAAGAAACCAAUGAUAAUUCUGGUAAUGGUUUUAAAGAUGACCUUCAAGAAUUCGCUAUGAACUUAGUUUCUCAAACUAAACAUACAAAACUCCAACAUGAUGUGGAUAAAAUGUUUGACCCUUCCACCAAUACCGAUAGUUAUGAUGAUGUGAAAAAUAAGUUACCUGACACUUUAAUACAUCAGUCAAAUAAUUUAGUAAACAAACAGUUCAGUGUAAAUGAAGAAUCGAGUAGUAAUAAUGUUAUACGGCCACAAACUGAAGAUUGUAAUAUGCAUAAAGAUAUUUCUAAUCGAUAUUUAGAAAAGGCUGCUUUGGACAUUCCAAUGAAUCUGUCCCCACAGGCCAGACAUUCAUUGAUCGAAAUUGAUGAAGAAAUCAGAUAUACCGAUAAAGGUGGUAAAACCCCUGUUUUAGAAGAUAAGCAUCGUUUUGUUGGAGGAAAUAUUCACGGAAAGGAAAACAACGCCAGUGAAGUAAAAUGUAUUAGUAGUGGCCACUUAGAUAAACCCGACGACGUUUUAAUGAAUUUACAAAACGAUACAUCUGAUGAGCAACGUUGUAAUACUUAUGAAAAACCACUAACGAUUCCAAAUACCCAUAGCAAUCAUCUUACUACUGGAUUAGGCAAAAAAUGCGACUUACAGAAAAACGACCAAGAUUUAACAGUCUUGCAUGUAGAUAAUCAAAUAUCAAAUUCUCCAAAAAUGGAAAUUGAAAGUUCAGUUUCAUAUACCAAAAAUCAAACUUCAUACUCUCCAAAAAUGGAAACUGAAAUGAAUAAUUUAGUUUCACAUGCUAAUCAUAUUUCGUCUUCUCCAAAAAUAGAAACUGAAACAGAUAGUUCAAUUUCUCGUGACAAAACAGGUAAUUUAUUUUCUCCAAAAACAGAUACUGAAACAGACAAUGCAACAUCGCAUGAUAAAAACCAAAAUUCAUAUUCUGCAAAAAUUAAAACAGAAACAUAUAAUUCAGUUCCACACAUUCAAAAUCACACUUUCCACAUAACAACUGUAGACAGCGCUAUAGAGAAGACAAGUUUUUUUGAAGAUCAACAGGUUGCUUUAAAUGAGGAAGGAAAAGUUAAUUUAACCAGCACAAUAAACCAAACCCUUUCGGAAAAUAAAGAAGAACCAAAAACAUUGAGUAUUGGUGAAAUAAACCAAAAAAAUACACUUUUGUCAUCUCACGGAGAAAAUGAUAUCCUUUUAAAGCCAUAUCACAAAAAUCAUGACAGUAUAUCAUAUUUUCCCAAGUUAAAGAGAAAAAAAUUUAGAGGUGAGGCCACUCAUCGAAAAAGAAAUUACCAGAAUAAGCCUUUAGACAUUGACGAUCAUGUUCUGAAGACUGGGGAAAAACUCAAUGUAUUGUCUAUCCCAGAUAAAAAAGAACCUGCGGAACAAUUAACGCAUGAAAAAGCUCAGGAUAUCCCUGAAACCAUCAUAGAAAAUGAAAAGAAUAAAACACAAAUUGAUUCGAUGAGUUUAAUAACGGAGUUUAAUAAAGUCGACACGGACACGGACACGGAGUUUAAUAAAGAUAUGCCCACAGCAACUGCAACAAAUAAUGACGUUAUUGAAAACAUUUCGCAAAAUAUCCCAGACGAUAUAAAUAACAGUGUGCCAGUUUCAUCUUCGCCUAUCGAAGAUAAAUCUUUCGAAACAAUAUUCAAAACCGAGACGAAAGAACUACAAAAUGAUUUAUUUUUAGAUAUUGAUAAUGACACAAAAAAAUGUAAUGAAAAUUCUGAUUCGGCAACUAAUCUAAAUCCGGAUAAACUAGUAGUAUUAAACAAAAAUCAUAAAGUUAAUGCUUCAGAUAUUACCAGUGAUUUGAUUGAACCAGCAGAGUUUUUGACACAAGAAAACACGAAUAUAAAUAUUGAAGCAAAUAAAUUCAAUAUGAUAGAAAGGUCCUAUCAAGAUAAAAGUCAAUCUCACGAUAUUGAUACCUUGGUUAGUUCUGUUAUAAAAGAAAAAGCACUUGAAGAAUCGAGAAAAGAUCAUCUAAUGCAUACAGAUCAAUCUGUAGAACAAGGCGCAGAAUUAAAUGUAAAUACAAGUUUCGAAAAUGAAAAUAUAAAUAUUACCACUAACAUGCUGAAAAAAGAAUGCCAAUCAAAUAAUUUAGAAAUCAUUAAAUCUAAUAACGAAGAUAACCUCAUGUCAGAAUUCAAACAUGAUACUCAAAAUAAUAUUUCUCCAUACGAAACCAGAACUAAAAAUGUCUUGGUGUGUCAUGAAUUUGUACACAAAGAGCUUUUUUCGUCUCGUUUUCAAAAUUUACUUUUUUAUAAUGUAAAUUUCGACACCUGUCCUAAUAAUAGCGAAUACAAUGUAACUCAUGAACUACCUACCAAGAAUAAUAAUUCAUAUGAUCAUGUGGCCAGUAGUCCAAAAACUGACGAGGUUAAUGUAAAUAUAGAUAAUAAAGUUAGUAGUGAAGAAAAUAUUAGAGAACUGGAUUCUGCUGAUCGAAUAGAAACCAGAAACUUAGCUGAUAUGGCUGAGAAAUGUUUUAAUGUAAAUCUCGGUGUAGAAAUAUUUGACCAUACAACCGACGAAAAUAAGAUUAGUAGUGCUCAAAAAGACGAAUAUAAUAUUAACGAAAACCAUAUUCCGAAUGAUACAGAAAGUACAAUGCCAUCGUCAGAAUAUGAUAUAAAAAGUUUUGAUACAAAUAGAAUUAACAUUGUCGCAGAUAAUGAGCAUUUGGAACUGCAUAAUGUCAACGCAUCGGCGGAUAGUCCAGUUUCUAAGCCAGUGGAAGAAAUGGCUAAAUCAUGGGAAAAUGAUUUAGAAGAAUAUAAUGUUAAAUGCGUAUCAGAUACACAUUACACCAAUGAAGAUUGUAUUCAAAAAUCGGUGGACAAAAUCGAUUAUAAGUUCUCUGGCCUGGAUAUCGAUUAUGAAUCUGUCAAUUUUCAAAAUGACGACGACGAAAACGCAAAUACAGUCGUGGACGAUUCUGGUUAUAAAUCACCUUACCAAGAAAUGGACGAUGAAUGUGCUAAGAACUUGGAAAACAAUAAUGACGAUUCAGAUUUACAACUCAUUAACAAUGUCGAAAGUAAUGUUUGUGAUACAAAUAUUAUACUAAUUGAAAAUUCUAUUAGUGUAACGCCGGAACACUGUGAUGACUAUAAUAAAAUUGUUAGAUCUGUCGAGGAUGAAUUCGAUAAAAAAAUUGAGUCCUUCGUUGAACAUAUAAGUGCUCGACCACGUUUUGCCCUCAAGAGAUCUUUAUCUGACUCUGCCUUAAAUACAUAUGAUGAUGAUGUUGACGAGUGUCCACAAAAAAGAUGUGUGUUUCCCAAAAAACGGAAAAAAAUCUGUGACAUCACUAAAAUAGACGAAUCCCAUUUGUUGAACAUAAUUCAAAGUAGUAGAAGAAAUUCUGUGUCAACACUUAGCAAUGAAAAUUUCUCCUUUUGCAUACUGAUAGAUGAUCAUUGCAUUGUCUCUGAAGAAAAUUGUGACGAAAAUGAUAUGCAGUUUGAAAACAAUUUCUUAAACCAUUCCCUUAAAGACCCUGAAGUAGGUGAAAAAAAUGCGUCCCCAGCAUAUAAGUUAGAAGACCAGAACGAAAAUACUUCUGACACAUAUAUAAACAAAUAUGAUGAAGAAAAAAUUUGGGUCGAAGAUGUUGGCUGUGAAGAAACUAUUGAAACCGAGGAUAUCGCAGAAAAUAUCGUUAUUGGUGAACCUGGUUCCCCAAAGGAUUUAACAGAUUAUGAAUCUGAUGACGAAGACAUGGAUACUUUAAGUAAUGAAGACGCAAAUCACACGAGCAAAGUUAAACAUAUAUAUGGUGAUAAUAUGUGUACAAAUGAUGCUCAAUUAGUGGACGCGUUGUAUAAAACGCCUCAAAUGGACGUUAACAAAAAACUAAUGGAUAAAGAAUCUCAUGUAACAGAGAAAGCUAAUAGUAAAUAUUAUGAUAGCGAUUCAUUAGAAAUGUUAUUAGCUGAGCCUGUUUACAAUAUUCCUCGUACAGCCCCAGAGCCAAAUGUAAACUUGAAAAUUGAGAAAAACGAAAACUUGGAUAUCGAACAGAGAUCUGGUGCAGACUCAAUGAACAAAGAAAAUAUAGAUUCAAAGUGUUUAGAAGAUCCUUCACCUCUUGUAAGUGAUAUAAAAAAUAUUAUGACGAUUGACGCUCUCCCAAAAGAAGACGAUAUAGAAUCGAAAAAUAAUAUUAUGGCACCACCUGCUGAUAAUUGUGAUGAUGCUCAAGACGGUACAAUACACUCAUGUGAGUCAAGUUUAGACAAUGUUUUCUCUUACGUUGAUAAAAGGAAAAGUCCACACAAAAGUUCUAGUUCUCCUGAAGUUUCGUCUACUACAUCGGAAGAAAAGAAUUCGAGUAUAUUACUUAAAAUUUCUAACUUCAAAGGUUCGCGAGUAUCUGAAGUGAAAAACUUAAGUUCUCAUCUGGAAGAACACAAUAGUUGUAAGCAUACGACCAACGAAUAUUUCAAACCUGAUUACGGCCAUGGUACCACUUCAAAGCGACCAUUGCUCACCAAAGCUGCUCAAAAAUAUAUUCCUCCGCUAAGGGAGUCUAUUCCUGAUCUAAAAGUAAAAUUGGCUUUACCGCAACAAAGUCUACUGAAGUUGCAAAAAAACAAAGUAGCCAAAGACGAACCAAAGUAUAACACUCGGAAUAUUUAUAGUGAUAAAAACCAUAUUAAGCUAAAAAAAGAAAUUCCAAAGAAAAUUAAACCUAAAUUUGAAGAUGUUCUUAAAAAUAUUGAUGAAGCUCAGUUUCAAAUGCAAAAAGCAAAGAAUAAAAAAUCUAAAAAGUACAUUCCUAAGGUGGUCAUCAAAAAAUCGGAAAACGGUUCACAUUAUGCAAGUACUUGCACAAAAGAAGCGUUUAAUCCAGAUUUGACUGGGAGAAAAUGGCAACCAUGGGUAUUUAUUGAAAAAAAUAAAUUUAUUGACAACAUGGCACUCAGGAACAAGACAAGGGCUGUGUUCAGUCACAGAAAGAAGUCUUUUGUCUUAGCUGAGAAAUUUUGCAAGUACAGGUCAAUAAGUACUGCAAAAUUUGUCAUAUCUCAACCCAAGGUAAACGAAUUUUCUGCGGGAAAUCUAAAAUAUACCAUAAAAUUGAAACAUAGGUAGCUACUAAGGUAAGACUGUUCGGAACUGGUUUUUCAGGGUCUGCAUUACCAAUGCAGGCGCAUCCAAAAAUGGGCCCACCCUAAUUAACAUUCCUUCGAUUCCAAAUUAUUUUAUUUAGUUAGGAUGUUAACCAUUUAGUUCACUACCUUGUGACAAAGCCAAAUUUUCUACAGUGUGAUAUGAGAAAUAAAGUUAUUAUAGGUCCUGUCCUGUAUUAUAAUAAACUUAGAAGUGCAAUUUGAUCUGAUCUGUAAUUUGUUAAUGUGUUACAAAGUUUAUAAAAUUGUUUUUCUUAGUCAUUCCAUUUUAUAGCAGAAUUUAUAAAAAUAUAUAUAUCUGCACUUAGCACUUUAUAAUAAGCCAUAAUUUAGUAUUAAUUGUUUAUUUAUUGUCAUAAUUUAAUAUUGUUUUUGUUAAAAUAUAGUUAGUUAUAUGUAUAAAGGUUUAGGUUCGUUAAUAAAAUAGGGUAGGUACUGUUUAGUGUUGGAGGGAUUUGUUUUAUAAACAUUAAGUAACAGUGGCAUAUGAACCUUGAGGUUGCAAACAGAUAAUAAUCUGUAUGUCGGUACAUACAAAUGAAAUGAAAUGAAAUAUUUAUUUGUCAAUAAAAAUGGGUGCAGCCCUGGCAAUGUUGAAUUAUAAUUUUGAUUAUUUUUUAAUGUUAACACUACACGUGAAUUCGCACUUUUACUAUCUACUUGUUAUUUAAAAUAAUAAGUUACUGUUGAACGUAUUUAUAUUUUAAUUCCUACUAGUCCGUUGGACCCGUUUGCCGGCGGUACGACUAGAUAGCCUUAAUUUGCCAUGUAACUUUGAAUGCACCGUAUGGUUUAGUGCUAGGUUCUAUAAUACCAGGCCCCGUAGCCGAAUGGCAUUUCUGCGACGCAAAACGCCACCGAAACGCCGCAGAAAUGUAGUCUGGCUCUGUCGCGCCAAUAAGCAAGAGCGAUAGAGAUAGAUGGCUACGAAAGAUAUAAUAUUAUCGUGAGCGUUUGUGCAUUCGGCUACGCACAGCGAUGGGUAUUUGGGUAUACUACUUACUGCCGGCAAACGUGUUACCUAUGUGAUGAAACGGGCUCGCAGAUUGGUUAAAACGGGGUUCGAAAUUUAUAUAUACGGGUCAUUUUAAUGAGACACCUGGGUAAACAAAUAAUUAACUAUAAGAUUGGUUGAUUGUGAAUGAAAUGCGAACCUAUCUACUGUAAAUAAAAAUUAGGAUGUAAUUAUUUAUAUGACCAAACAACCGUUUUUGAUAUGGUUAACAAUUGCUCACGUAAAUUAUAAGCACCGUUUUAAUAUUUAUGUAUUGCGAGAAAUAGGUGUUAAAUACUUUAGGCUCAAGUACAAAGAGUGCGUACUGCUGUUAUUGAUGUCCUAUUCUGUAAUGUGUAUUUAUAAACAUUAGGCUUGUUGUCGUUUAAUGUUGUCUGCGAUGUUGUUUCUAACGUUGCAACGCGUUGUGGUACAAUGGCAUAGUGUAAUGAACAUUCAGUGUGUAAUGAGCAGAACCAAUACUCAGACGUUAUAUGUAUAAUAUAUAUAUUGUAAAAUGAACUACUUUUUAUGUAUAAUAUUUUUAUAUUGCUCUGUUUUACGCUCUUUGACUUGCGAUGUUACGGGCGGUGUAUUUAAAAUGUGAUGGGAAUUGCUUGACCCAUAAUUUCCUAAUGUUGUCCUUAUUAGAAUCAAGUGCCUGAUAUAUUUAGUUUGCGUUGCAGUAACGUAAAAAUGUAUAUUAUAUAUUUUGAAACUACCUUACACUCGCAUACAUAUGCUACAGUGCCUUUAACGUUUGAGCUAAAAUUUUACACCACCGUAAAAUGCGGAGUACCUAUCUAAUAUUGUAAUGUAAUGUCAGAGUGCAUACUGUAUUCUACAUCACUGUCAUUUCAGAAAAUGGUGUAUUUUUACUGAUCUCAUAAUCAAGGCACUCGCCAUUAAACGUUUUAGCCUGAUUGUGCCUAAACUGUAUUAAAAUAAAAUAAUACACUAUUUUUAUAAUAUGUACAGGGUGUUAAAUAUAUACCAAAUAACGUGCUUUUAUUAGUCCUGCAUACAUGUAGUAGCAAACGCCGUCUCGUAUAUUGUAGAAAUUAGUUGUUAAUUAAUGUAAUUUAAAAUUAAUUUUCCUUGUAUUGAGUGAGUGAUGCUCAUAAUUGUAGUGGUUUGAAACGGUUUUAUAUAUUAUACAUAUAUUUAUAAUAACAUAUUAUAGGCUAAAUGUUGCAUAACUGGGGUAAUUUUAUGAAUACCUACUUACGAAAUGUACAAAAUAAAUAAGGAUGGGUAUGAAUGAUGUGCUGUAGAUAAAAACCUGCAUAAUUUACAAGAUGUUUUGAUUGUUUUGAGGCUGUUCUGUUUAAAAGCAAAUUCAUGGUUCCUGUGGGACAGCCCGACUGAUUACGCAUGUUCGUUCUUUUACUGUUUUUUAAUUAAUAUGUUGCGUAUGUUGUUGGUUUUUUGUAUAUUUUAUUUCUAUAAGUAUCCUUAAAUAAUAUUUGUAGUUUCGCACUAUUGAGUGGACUGUUUGAGAGUUUUAUUUUACAGCACUGUUGGUAAUUGUUAUAUUUUAAGCGAUAGUAAGUUUUAUUGUAUUGAGGGUUAUGGAAUAAGUUAUAAGAGAUCGUAAAAUAUUUGUUUUGCGUUUAAUGUUAAAUGCAUAUCGUUUAAUGCCAGUAACGCACGUGAUAGUGUUUCGUGAUAGAUGUAAACCAAAAGGCGCGCGCGCGCUCCGCGGGCGGUCUAUCGCAGCGAGCGGCGCGCUAUUUGUUAAAGGGAAUAUUAAGUUUUCGAGUGAAACCUAGUUUUGAGAAUUGUUCUAAUAUUGACCAAAUAAAUGUGUUCUAAAUAAAAA
This is a messenger RNA of Leguminivora glycinivorella, 10885 nucleotides long. RefSeq lists its product as uncharacterized. Lineage: Eukaryota; Metazoa; Arthropoda; Insecta; Lepidoptera; Tortricidae. The coding region runs from base 196 to 8031 and encodes 2611 amino acids. The transcript is spliced from 2 exons. The record is from RefSeq and is a predicted model, not a curated record.